AUGCCACCAAAAGAAAGCAAAACUUCUAAGAGUGAAAGGGAGUUAUUAGAUGAGGAGCAACAACUCAAUGACGAAAUUGUGAAGAUGAGUUUGCGUUUGUCUGCCUUAAAGGCACAACAUUCUAGUCGUCUUGAAGAGAUAGCAUCUUUAAAACGUGAUCGAGAUGGACUAUGGAGUUCAUGUGGAAAGUGUGAGGAUGAUCUAAAUACUGCUACUAUGAAUAGAGUAGAUGUCUUGACGGAUUUUGCGCGUCAGUACAAAAGUGAAGAAAGUAUCAAAGUACUGGCGUGUAUUCGGCUAGAUACUGCCUUAAACCUACUUGAAGAAGAAAAACUCAGACUUGCUGAUGAACUUAAAAGUACGGAAGUCGAGUAUGAAGAGGCUAUCAGUACAAUGAAGAAAGAGUAUGAUUCUCUUGUAGCUCGAAUUAGUGAGAUGGAGAAGGAAUUUGCUGAUAUAGUGGGGGACACAAACUCCAAGGUUACAAAUGGUCAAUUAACGCCAAGUGAGCUCUGCUGA
Messenger RNA from Trypanosoma theileri, 519 nucleotides. RefSeq lists its product as uncharacterized. The transcript has a single exon. The coding region runs from base 1 to 519 and encodes 172 amino acids. The record is from RefSeq and is a predicted model, not a curated record. Lineage: Eukaryota; Euglenozoa; Kinetoplastea; Trypanosomatida; Trypanosomatidae.